GCCUUCUAGAUGAGUACAAACGUCAAGAGCCAGCCAUGUCCAAACUCCUCCAGGGCACAUUUGGGAGGGUCUUCAGGUCUGACCACACCAGGAAAGUUGCAAGAAAAGUAACGCUGGCAUCUGGGGUCAUGUCAAGUUAUGCAAUAAUGAAUGAGAACUGGCUGAUUGUUUCCUGGGUGAUGGUUCAGUCUGAGACUCAGAGGUCCUUGGAGCCGAUGUACCAGGGAUUGGCCAAGAGGUACAACGAUGCUGGAGUGGAAAAGGCAGGCUUCCACUGGAUGGACAGGGAUUGCUGUGCUCCAUUUAAGAUCCCAGACUGCAUCCCUGCUGAACAUCUAAACUGGGAUGCCUGGAAGACUACCCCUUCCAUUGUUGCUGGGGCCACCUCUGGACCGCUGGAGAACACCUGUGCCUCACGGUCAUAUUUCAAUAAUAACAUUGUGGUGAAGCUGGACUUGUUCCACUGCCUGAGGCGUUUUUCACGGGAGAGCACCUCUGAGCAUCACCCUCUGUUUAGCACUUUCUGCCAGCUCCUCUCUGCAGCCUUCUCUGUGGUGGAUCAGGAGGACCUAGGGAGGCUCCAGGAUGCCUAUCGUUUCUGCGGUAUCCAUCCAGCCAAUCCCACCAAACAGCACAUACGGGAGCACUGCAGGACCAAAGUACCACAACCCACAGAGCUGCUAGACAGAGUGGAGAAAGUCCUAAAGCAUUUUCACCUGGCCAUGGACCCCAACAAUGUUCCACUCUUCAAAUCAUCCAUGCUGAAGACGUGGCGCAUACAGAGAGUGCACAUUCUCCGUGGUUGCCUCAGUGACCCUGAACUCUCAGAGGGCAUAAUGUACCGGUAUGGUGGAACACUUCAACUUAAUCAUGUACCCGGUGAAGGCGCCAAAGUCCCCAUCUGGAUUCCUGUCAGAGGUACAUCACAGCAAGAAGGGUACCACUUUCACCAGGCCCAAUGGAUCACAGGGACUCAUGUCUCCACUGAAUUGUUCCAGGCCCAGGGCAUGACAGGGGUGGCACGGUGGAACCACCAACGUAUGCUGGAUCUUAAGCAGCCAGGUGUCAUCCUUCCUGCUGUGUUUGAUCCAGCUCUAAUGGUUGAGUUAAAUUCUACCUCCAAGAAAGUGACUGGGGAGGAGAAGUAUCCUACACUUCAUCUCUCUGACAGAGACACUGGAGAGAGGUUUGGCCUAGAGUACACAGAGCCAGGCUGCCGUCCAGUCCCUCUGGAUUGGGACAAACACCGAACCCAAAAGAGAGGUGAACCAGCUGCUCUUUUGCCUCUUCCUCCUGUGCAGACACCCACUCCUACCCAAGUCCAAGCUCAACCUCCAGACACAGCACCUUCCUCCAGCCGGACACAGCUCUCUGACACAGCAUCCCCUGGACCAGCAUCAUCCAUCAGUCAUUUGCUCUCUGCUGGUGAACCUCCUGCAGUGAUGGAAAUCUCACAUGCUAAACCUGCUGCAAUCCAUAUGGUACAGAUGUUGUCACAAGGAAGCAUGGGACCUCCAGUUAAAAGGGAAACCUUAAAUACUCCACCCAUACCUUUGCAAUCCUCACCAAGGAGUGCCCGCACUGGACCAAUCAAGACUGGUGGACGAGUGUUCGUCUUGGACCAUAAACGCUGGACAUCACCAAUGAAGGAGGCUAUUGACAGCCUCCUAGACAAGUACCAUGGACAGAAAGACAUGUUAAAGCUUGUGGAUCAAGACUAUGCUGCUAUGGUCCAUCGGUCUGCCACAGAUCCAAACAGUCUGCUUCACCCCACAACCAAGUACCACAUAGCACAGUACAUGAAAAACCUGGCUAAACAGCUGAACACAAGUUCAUCAAUGAACACAAGUCAAGAAAAACUUUUGGAGACACAAAAACUGUGGCAAAGUUUAACUGAGGAAAGCGAGACUGUCCAUGUUCCAGUUGUAGAACUGCCACCAGCCAUUGUGAAUCCAGCAGUUCCGGUCUCUCAGCCAGCAUCUGAAAAGCAAGUAUCAAAAGAGAAUGUACAGAAAAUAGUACAGGAAAUACUGCUACAUCAACAGGAGCAGCAGCAGCAGCAGCAGCAACAAAAACCCAGACAGACGAAAAAAUGUCUCGCAUGUGGGCAGCCAAAAUCCCGCUACCAAAGUGAUGGAUCAUCAGUUCAUCACUUUUAUCAGCAAGGGCCUGUUAGGUAUCACUAUUGCUCCACAAAGGUGUUUAAAGCCUAUGCUGCAGAGGGACUGACAAAUCCAAGAAUGGCCUUUGAAGAGUUUGCCCAGACUGACUUCUUUCAGCGUGAACUGCAUCUUACAAAGCAAAGAGUAGAGGAAAAAGCUGAAAAGAAGAGGAAACUCUCGGAUCCUCAACCUCAGGGAAGAAUGUGCCGUUUCUGUCGCACAGAGCUAAGGCAGGGCCCAAACAGCAAGCACAUUCACACAGGGUUUCCAGGAGUGGCAGGAAAAUACAUUUACUGUCCAGCUAAAGUCCUCGCCUUAUACAAAGACAGAGGCAUGACACAGGAAAUGACAUGGAAGGAAUUUCAAGCUUCAUCAUUUUAUGGAAUGGAAAAGGAGAGGUGGGCAGCAGAGAGAAAUAAAUAGAAAUUCAUAUUUUAAUCAUCUGUUGUUUUUUUAUGUUGCUCCAUUGCUUUCAAUUACAUACACAUUUUUAAUCAGUCAUUGUUUUUAUGUUAUUCAUAUCCUUCCCUUAACAUUUAGAGCACAUGUGCUCUAAAUGGAGCAUAUUCUGGUAGAUUUCAGCUGUUUGUAAAUUGUGAUGUUUAAUCUAAUUUAUUUUAUUAUUUCCUUGUGUUCAUGUGUCUAAUUGAUCUUGUUCUUUUUUUUCUUGCAAAGGAUAUGUAUAUCAGAACUGAUAGUUAUUACCCAUUAUACAUUUAUUUUCAUACUUGUGUUAAGUCACUAUUGUUCUACUUCUACCCAGCCCCAUCCCAUUGCUUUGCUUUUCCUUAUACUUGUUUAUGUAUAUAUGUAUAGAUACUUUUUUCACAUGUUUGAGUUGAUUUAAUAAA
Messenger RNA from Carassius auratus (goldfish), 3013 nucleotides. RefSeq lists its product as uncharacterized. Bases 36 to 2585 code for a protein of 849 amino acids. The record is from RefSeq and is a predicted model, not a curated record. The transcript is spliced from 4 exons. Lineage: Eukaryota; Metazoa; Chordata; Actinopteri; Cypriniformes; Cyprinidae.